Branchiostoma floridae (Florida lancelet) is the source of this 2326-nucleotide messenger RNA. Its product is annotated as betaine--homocysteine S-methyltransferase 1-like. The coding region runs from base 149 to 1345 and encodes 398 amino acids. Lineage: Eukaryota; Metazoa; Chordata; Leptocardii; Amphioxiformes; Branchiostomatidae. The transcript is spliced from 8 exons. The record is from RefSeq and is a predicted model, not a curated record. Gene Ontology annotation, molecular function: zinc ion binding; betaine-homocysteine S-methyltransferase activity.
AUUGUGUCCUUGCUCCUCUCUUCAGGUCAGAUUGCUGUGUUUUCGACUUCGUCAUUCCUGAGAGAAGGACGUGGUGCCUUGCGAAGGAGAAGUAGAGCCCUGCGGGACCAAUUCAACUUCACUUAUUUAUCCACACAACUACGAGAAAAUGUCUAAGGUGAAUGGAGAAAAGAAGGGUGUUCUGGAGAGGUUGAGGGAUGGAGUUGUGGUGGGGGACGGUGGGUUUGUCUUUGCCCUGGAGAAGCGUGGUUAUGUGAAGGCAGGACCAUGGACCCCAGAGGCAACAGUCGAGCACCCUGAGGCCGUUCGCCAGCUGCACCGCGAGUUUGUGCGUGCUGGCGCGGACGUCUGUCAGACGUUCACCUUCUACGCCAGUGACGACAAGCUGGAGAACCGUGGCAACACCGCCAACAAGACUCACACAGGGUCCAAAAUCAACCAGGCGGCAUGUGACCUGGCCAAGGAGGUGGCGGACGAGGGAGGAUGUCUUAUUGCAGGCGGCAUAUCACAGACCCCGACCUACCUCAGUGGCAAGGGGAAGGAGGCUGUCCAGGCAGAAUUUCGCAAGCAGAUCCAGAUUUUUGUUGCCAAUAAUGUUGACUUCCUGCUUGCUGAGUACUAUGAGCAUGUAGAAGAAGUAGAGUGGGCCAUCGAGGUGCUGAAGGAGACUGGGAAGCCAGUGGCAGCCAACAUGUGCAUCGGGCCGGAGGGAGACAUGCACGGGGUGUCUGCUGGGGAGUGUGCUGUCCGUAUGGCCAAGGCUGGAGCGGACAUAGUGGGCAUCAACUGCCACUUUGACCCUUUUGUGUGCCUGGAGGGUAUGAAGAAGAUGAAGGCAGCACUGGACAAGGCUGACCUCCAUCCCUACCUGAUGGUGCAGCCCCUUGCCUACAUGACCCCCGAUGCUGGCAAACAGGGCUUCAUCGACCUGCCAGAGUUCCCCUUCGCGCUGGAGCCACGUGUGUGCAGCCGCUGGGAGAUCAUGAAGUUUGCUCGUGAGGCAUACGAGAUCGGGAUCCGGUACAUCGGUGGCUGCUGCGGAUUCGAGCCGUACCACAUCAGGGCCAUAAGCGAGGAGCUCAGCAAGGAGAGGGGAGGCUUCAUGCCAGAGGGUUGCCAGAAGCACGACAUGUGGGGACAGGGCCUGCGUCUGCACACAAAGCCAUGGGUCCGCGCCAGGGCCCGUCGUGAGUACUGGGAGAACAUGAAGCCAGCCAGCGGGCGUCCCUUCUGCCCCUCCUGCUCCAAACCAGACAACUGGGGCGUCACAGCCGGCGACGACAUGCUCAAACAGAAGACAGAGGCCACCACAGAUGAGGAGAUCAAGCAGCUGGCAGCAAAAUGAGAACAGCGAUUCUGCAGAAGUUUCGCCUCAACACAAUCUUUAGCAACUAGUGAUAAGACCUCAACCAAAGAAGACAGAAACACUGCAGACUUAACUUCAGAAGGUCUUUAUUUUCUGAAAGGUUCAAGACUUAUAACACCAGUCAGGGAGACUAUACUUCAAAUCCUCAGCUUAGGUUGUUAUAGAGCUUUUGGCUUCUGUGAAGCUUGCUUUCUUCUUCUUCUUCACACAAGUGCCUUAGUCAAUGGAAAUAAUGCUGGUGCACUAGAAAAGGACCAUGAAUGAUUGUGUAAGGAUAUAGAAAAUGUUAAAAAGAGCAAGUCUUUGAAAAGAUACACAGUUUGAAAGAGAAUUUGAUGCACAAAACACACACACACAUAUCCAUCUGACAGUUCAGCUUUCUUUGAUCCUGGAAUAUAUGUGGUGACAGCAAAUAUAAUGCAAGUAGCCUUGUGGAACUGGUAGUUUAUCUUGUCAAAUGCUUAUCCAACACGAUUGAAUAAGCAAAUUUUGAUGUAGUUUCUAAAGACUGAGUGACAGACAAUGCAUUACAGAUGUUGCACAUUAGAAUAUUUUGGACAGGACAGGAAAAUGUUUCAAUAAUACAAUACCAAUUUUGGGGUAGCAUAUAGAUGCACUGCUGCUGAGUUGUCAGAAUCACUUUGAGAAUUUACAUUAGAGAUGUUGAGCAAUAAGUGCACAUGUUACAUGAGCAGUGAACCAAGAAAGUACCUCGUGCUGAGAAACGCUGAAGAACACCGUACUUAACUGGGUAGGCAUCUGUAUGAAAAAGAGUUCUGUACAAGAACUUAGUUUUGCUGUGUUGCUUGCUCUGUAAAUGAAACAACAAGUUGUGGAUAUGUGUAAAACGACACUCAGAUCAUUGUGAUUCAGGGUGAUAUUUUGAUGGAAGUUGUCAACGUACUUAAAUUCUUAUGGUCAAGGUACGAGUUAUAGAAUAAACAAGGUUGUGGAUCUCAA